Molecule: messenger RNA, 3785 nt
Organism: Hydractinia symbiolongicarpus
Lineage: Eukaryota; Metazoa; Cnidaria; Hydrozoa; Anthoathecata; Hydractiniidae
Exons: 7
Coding region: 122-2659 (845 amino acids)
Biological process (GO): organelle organization; melanocyte differentiation; protein localization to membrane
Cellular component (GO): BLOC-2 complex; lysosomal membrane
Source: RefSeq, a predicted model, not a curated record
UCCAUACAGUUUAUUUGUUAUUGCACCUACAUCGAGUUGUAAUAAUUGUAAAGUUAUCGAAUGUAAUGCUCGAUGACAUUCCCACGAUCACAUCACAAGAUCGAAGCGUGGUUGAAAGAAAAUGUUUAGUAUAGAAUCGAUGCAAGAUAUUUUAAUUAACUUAAAUGGAGGAGAAAAUUUAUUUAAGUUGUUUGACACACAACGUCCACGCAAAAGAACAACCAAUCAAAAGUCACCUAGAGAAAAGUCUUCUUCCUUCAACAUCCAAAAGAUAUGGAUUCUACCAGGUCACAUUUUAGCAUUAUCUGGCCAACAGUUGCUGGCAUAUGAUCAACUGCCUAAAUUGGGACCUUUCUCAAUGACACAAGAAAAUUUGCUAGCAGUAUCAGACAAUUUUGAUGUAUUCGAUGUGUAUUACACUACCCAGUCCCAGCAAGAGUUUGUGUUUGUAGUGCUAAAAUCAGGAAAUGUGUUAAUUUGGGCAUUCAAAAAACCUGCAUACAAGUGGACACAUGUUUCUUCAUUUUCCUUAUGCAAAGGAAAAGGCUCACAGAUUGUCUCUAUUGUUUACAAUGAAUUUGAAAAGAUGUUCGUCUGGUGUGAAAAGAGGUCAUCAUCACAAUGUUGUGUUUGUUCCACUCAAUUGAACUUUUCGUCACACAAUGGUGUAUCAAUUACUGGGAUCUGUGCAUUGCUACACAACUGUCUUCCCAUAACAAUAUACUCGUUGUCAAUCAAUAUGUUCUGUUUUGUUCCAUUAUCUCCUGCUGGAUUGUUACUAUUCUGGUCGGUAAAUUCUCCCAGUAUGACGGUACAUAUGUGGGGUGAAAACUUCAACAGACAGAGUAUGUCAGUUACAAUGUCAGAUUUUCAAAGCAUAGUUACCACGUGCAUAUCGUUAUGGAUUAACUUGUCUGUGAAUGAGAACAGAAUUAUUGGAAUGACAACACAUCCAUCAACUAAAGAGCUUAUAGUAUUACAAAACAACUUGCAUGUUUAUCUGGUGAAAUGUAGUGACAUGAAUAAGAUAAAGUCACUGUAUAUAUCUAGUUUAGAAGUUACAAAUGAACGAGAGUACUUUGCUAAGCAAGUAAUGAAGAUUUAUUCGCUACAUCGUCUCAUUGCUGUUUUGCUAGUUGAUGGUGUGAUAAACAUAUUUGAGUUUCGUGGAGGUCUGUUUUUAUGGAAAACAGAAACAUUCAAAUCUAACUCUCCAAAAAUUUGGAUUCGGAAAGGUCCCUUUCCAGCUGUUGGUGUGUGGAAUAAAUCUGGUAUAUGGAUGCUGAGGUCAAAGUCCAUGACAGACCAAAUUUUAGAUUUUACAAAUAGCAGAAAACCUAUUGAAAGCGAUAAGGAGAAAGUGGAGAAAGUGGCAGAUGUUGACUUUGCACUCGACGUGUUUGAAGAACAAAAGAAAUCUCAUGUAAAUAAGCACAGACGCAGAAUAAAACAAGGUGAAAAUCGAAGCACUGAUAUUCCAGUCAGUUACCUUUUUCAAAUUCUUAAUCAAUGGCAGUUGACCAAUGUGUCUACGGAAAUAGCACUCUCAAUAUCUGUUAAAAUAAAAGAGUUGUUAAAAGAUGAGAAUAUUGAUGAAGAUGUCGAUUUAGAUGAACUAAUGUGUGUUUUAAGCGAAAUCAAAGACCCCGUCCUUUUAUUAGUGCUAUUUACAGAUAAAGUUAUGCCUGUUUGUGUAAAGCGAAAGCUGAUGAAGAAACUACAAGAAAGUUUGAACACAACGUCAACACGAAACAUUGAAAGCAAAGUUAUGAGCAUUUUGAAUAAAUUUAUGGAUGUUGAAAAAGAAAUAGUUAAUUGUUUUGAGUUUUCUCCUAUUGAGAAGGCUACGCAUGACAAUCAAAUGAUUAUGGAAAACGAACUUGAAAAACUUGAGAGAAUUGUAAAUAUUGAAAAGCCGGAUCUUUUAAGCAUUGAGAAAUCGCUUUUGUAUCUUAGUGAACAUGAUGAGUUGAACUUUAUCCAACAUGUCUCAUCAAUUUUGUUAUUUGAAGAAUCACAACAAAAUAAAAAAGCGUUUUCUGAAUUAUUGUGGAAAGUCACGUUGAGCCGCUACACUUCUGUAUUCAACAAAAUUUGCAUUUUGUUAUGGAAACACAGACCUGCCCUGUUACUGGAUGUUUUAAAAGUUGCCGAGGAACGCAUUGACAAUGUGAAAUCAAAUUCAAAGGAGGUUUUAAGUGUGAGUGCUUUAUUGUGCAGAGCUUUGGAACUUAUACACUUGCCAGAGAUAAAUAUGCUCGAAAAUGAUAUUAGCAAUGCGCACACAAGAAUUCAUACGUACUGUGCUUGUCUUCAAAUGAGUGGCCUGGAAACUAGUGAGGAGGAGAUGUAUGAUAUUUACAUUCAGUAUAACCUUAUCAAAGACGCAUUUGAAAUUCUACAGAAGUAUGUUGAUAACACGCAGAAACAUUACUCUAUGUUUUAUAAAUUAUUCACAUUACUGGUACGCAAUCGUCAGAUAGGUUCGUAUGUUGACCGUUUAAAGAAUGUGACACCUGAAAACUUCAAUAUGGCAGAAGUUUACAAUGUUUUAUGCAAUGAAUCAGCCGAAAUGGGUGGCGGCCCAGUUUUUGUUAAGACGUCGAAAGAUUUAAGCGUGGAAAUGUUUCAGCCAAUUCUUUCGACAAUGCUCAAAUAAAUCGUUAACUUUUUAUAGCGUGAUUGUAAUUUGACAAUGUCAAUUUUUUUAAGCUGUGAUCAUCGUAUGUUAGAAAUAUGUUAUAUCUGAGUGCAGUUAUUGAUCUGCAUUUUAAAAUUCACAGUUAAACGUAAAAAUGAUGAUAAAUACUUAUUUAUUAGGCUUUAUUUUGUUUCUGUUUGUUAAUAUACAAAUUUCUGUUGAGUUAUACUGAUGCAUCAACAAACCCAUGAUAGGUUUAUAGGUGCUAAAUUAUUGUGAUAAGCUGAAAAAGUAUUUUUGAUCCUACCUGUUGUGAUGUAUUUCAAAUGCAAAAACACAUCCUGAUUUUAUAAUAAAAUAUUUAAAAUUAAAAUCCUAGAAAAUUAAUAUAAGCCAAAUCAUUUAAAUGUUUGAAUCUGUUUAUUGAGCAGUUUUAAAGAACUAGAAAUUGAUUAUUGAAGUGUGUGUGUUAUGUGAUGUAUUUAACAUUCUGAAUUUUUCAGAUAAAGUAAGUAUACCUUAAAAUCAAGAAAAUUUGGCAAAAUCGGUUUUUCGAAUGUCAUCUAGGGCAAAACCACAGCAGAUUUUAUCUAAAAAAACUAACCGUCAAAUUUAGUUACAUUAUUGAAUUUUCUAAUGUAAUCAAUUUAGAAAAUCCUGGCUUGAUCAAUUAUCAAAUUAAAUAUGUAACUUUUUUUUAAGAACCCCUAUUCACUCGAUACACCUGUAAAUAUUUCAACAUAUCACAAAAUAUCAUGAAAAAUCUAUUAAAUUAUUUUUUGUAGUUCUUUUGUACACGAUUUGUACACAGUAGCAUAUUGUUAUUUUAUUUUUGAGAAUAAAAAAAAAAAAGAAUUGCUAUCAAGAAUAACACAAUCUUUAUAAUUUCUUCCAAAAACUGUCUCAAGGUCCAACCUUACACAUUGGCAGAUUUAAUUUUUCAUUUUUAUAUUAUGAUGAGAUUUUAAUUACUCCUUAUGACUUCCCAUAAUUUGAUAUAUGCCCAAAAGCUCUUUGUAAUGGGAGUUAGGUCUUGCUUUAUUUUUCAUUUUAUGUACAAUUUGCUGUGCGGUGAAACCAAUCAAGUUUCUAUUUUUUUUAUGUUUAAGUAUGUCAAUUUUUUUAAUCUUCAAUUUCACUUUUA